UAAGCAGACAAGAAGAAAAGACAUCUUCCCCGGAGCAGCCUCCCAGCUCCCACUCAGUUUGGCAUUGGGGCAGCAGCUCGGGCCACAGAAAGCAAGCAGGUGAGUGUCCCCAAGCGGGGAUCACCGCAGGCAGGUCUGCCGCUGGUUGUGAAACCGGGCUUUGCACCCUCUCGGAAGCCGGGGGAGUUGGUGCUGACUUCCAAGCUGCCUGGUGGAAGAAGAGAAAGUGGAUCUGUAGAGACUGAGGGGAGAGGGAGAAGCCCCUCUCCCCUCUUCCCUACCACAGCACCAUGGGCAACAUUUGUCUGAGGUUCUGGGCGAACUUGGGGCCCUGCCUCCCCUGCUUGUUCCAGGAGGCCGACAAGCCGGCGGUGGUGAUUGAGAACCCCGUAGCCAGCUGCUCCCCCGAUCCUCCCCAGUCAGAGAGUCAGGAGCCCAGGAGAAGCCACGGCCACUACUUUGUGGCUCUGUUUGAUUACCAGGCGCGGACCGCAGAGGACCUGAGCUUCCGCGCGGGCGACAAGCUCCAAGUCCUGGACGCUUCCCUCGAGGGCUGGUGGUUGGCCAGGCACUUGGAGAGAAGGGAAGAUGCCUCUGGCCAACCGCUACAGGGCUAUAUUCCUUCAAACUAUGUGGCUGAGGACAGGAGCCUGCAGGCAGAGCUGUGGUUCUUUGGAGCAAUCAAGAGAACAGAUGCAGAAAAACAACUAUUAUAUUCAGGAAAUCAGACUGGUGCCUUUCUAAUCAGAGAAAGUGAAAGCCAGAAAGGAGAUUUCGCCCUUUCAGUUUUAGAUGCAAGGGUUGUGAAACACUACAGAAUCAGAAGACUGGAUGAAGGGGGUUUUUUCCUUACCCAGAGAAGAACCUUUUCAACACUGAAUGAAUUUGUGAGCUACUACACCAAGACAAGUGAUGGCCUGUGUGUCCUGCUGGGAAAACCAUGUUUAAAGAUACAAGUGCCAGUGCCUUUUGAUUUGUCGUAUAAAACCGUGGACCAGUGGGAGAUAGACCGCCAGUCCAUACAGCUUCUGAAGCGAUUAGGAUCUGGUCAAUUUGGUGAAGUGUGGGAAGGCCUAUGGAAUAAUACCACUUCAGUAGCAGUAAAAACAUUAAAACCAGGUUCAAUGGAUCCAAAUGACUUCCUGAGGGAGGCACAGAUAAUGAAGAACCUGAGACAUCCAAAGCUUAUCCAGCUUUAUGCUGUUUGCACUUUAGAAGAUCCAAUUUAUAUUAUUACAGAGUUGAUGAGACAUGGAAGUCUGCAAGAAUAUCUCCAAAAUGAUGCUGGGACAAAAAUCCAUCUGACUCAGCAGGUAGACAUGGCUGCGCAGGUUGCCUCUGGAAUGGCUUAUCUGGAGUCCCAGAACUACAUUCAUAGAGAUCUGGCUGCCAGAAAUGUCCUGGUUGGUGAACAUAAUAUCUACAAAGUUGCAGAUUUUGGACUUGCAAGAGUUUUUCAGGUAGAUAAUGAAGACAUCUGUAAAUCCAAACAUGACAUAAAGCUGCCAGUGAAGUGGACUGCGCCCGAAGCCAUUUGUGCUAAUAAAUUCAGCAUUAAGUCCGAUGUGUGGUCAUUUGGAAUCCUUCUUUAUGAAAUCAUUACUUAUGGCAAAAUGCCUUAUAGUGGCAUGACAGGUGCUCAGGUAAUCCAGAUGUUGGGUCAAAACUAUAGACUCCCUCAACCACCUAACUGUCCACCACAGUUCUACAACAUCAUGUGGGAGUGUUGGAACGCAGAGCCUAAGGAACGGCCAACAUUUGAGAAACUGCAUUGGAAACUUGAAGACUAUUUUGAAACAGACUUUUCAUUUUCAGAUACAAAUAACUUCGUAAGAUGAACACUGAAGAAGAACAUUAAAUAAUCAAGUAACAAAGGAGUUCAAUAAUCAGUCCAGAAAUACAACCUUAUUAGUCAACUGCCAGAAGAGCUUACCUUGACAUAUUCAAGUGAUAGGGUCAACUUACCCAUGUAUUAUGAAGAAGAUUAUAGGUGCAUUAUAUGUGACUGGGCAACACUGCACGACAGUCUAAGAUGAUAUUUUAUCACUGCCUGGCAAAAAUCAAACACAUAAACACAGUUAUUUUUCUUUUUAAAAAAUACUUAAACAUUUCUGUUUAUUGUUUGAAAUACCGAUCAAGAGGAUCAACAGAUGAUAGUCAAUUUUUACUCAGUGACUGUUGUAGCAUUUUCCUGUUUACUGAUUAAAGUGGUUAUUCAUUAUUCCUCGAAUUGCUGAAUCCCAUCAGGCUGUUAUUAUGAAGGAAUCUGAUUGCUUUGCUGCACAGCAGGACCUGUGCUUUGAGAUUUUUUUUUCUCUUUUAAAAUAUCCUGUAACUACAAUGAUGGUAAAGCCAUGUGAAAUGACUUGAUUGUACUUGGAGUAAUUGCACAUAUUUUUUCCUAUGCAUAAAAAAAUGAAGCAGCUGUUGAAAAAAGAAUUAAAAUUUCUCUCAUUUUGUAGAAGGAAAUGAUGGGAUUUUUCUGUACCUCAGUAUGUGUCAUCUGAGAAUCAUCUACAUUAGUUUUAAUCUCCUCAUGUUAAGAAUUAGAUUGCAAAGCAGAUGAGUUAUUAUCUAUGGAAGUAUGUGAGAAACAUCUAGUAGCCUGCAAAAUCUGAGAAAUAAGUAUAAAAUAGUUUAGGAACAGGAGAGGAGAGCAGUAGGAUUGCUAUGGCUUAGAUUUCUGAAUAAUUUUUUAAAAGAUGGACCUUUGGCAUA
This is a messenger RNA of Odobenus rosmarus divergens (Pacific walrus), 2718 nucleotides long. RefSeq names its product fyn-related kinase (gene FRK). The record is from RefSeq and is a predicted model, not a curated record. NCBI's taxonomy places the organism in Eukaryota, Metazoa, Chordata, Mammalia, Carnivora, Odobenidae. Gene Ontology annotation, cellular component: extrinsic component of cytoplasmic side of plasma membrane. Gene Ontology annotation, biological process: protein phosphorylation; innate immune response; cell differentiation. The coding region runs from base 291 to 1838 and encodes 515 amino acids. The transcript is spliced from 8 exons. Gene Ontology annotation, molecular function: ATP binding; non-membrane spanning protein tyrosine kinase activity; signaling receptor binding.